Molecule: messenger RNA, 1725 nt
Organism: Selaginella moellendorffii
Lineage: Eukaryota; Viridiplantae; Streptophyta; Lycopodiopsida; Selaginellales; Selaginellaceae
Product: probable beta-1,3-galactosyltransferase 2
Exons: 10
Coding region: 382-1590 (402 amino acids)
Cellular component (GO): Golgi membrane
Molecular function (GO): hexosyltransferase activity
Source: RefSeq, a predicted model, not a curated record
CGCGAUGCCAUCAUCUGGACACGUGGACAGCCAUGUCGCCGCUGGAAAUACAGGGAGCACGGCGCUGAGGAAGGGUCCACACGGCCGUGGGUUCUCUCUUCCUCCUUUUCCUUACUUCCCUCCCCUCUUUCGGUCGCUCUCCGUCUCGCCGUGUGGAUUCACCCAUUCAUUGCUCCUUCCAGUCGCCGCCAUCGCUGAUCGUUGACAUCGUAGAUCCGGCAAAGGACUCGCUCGAUCGAAUGAUAUUCCUGCGAUUACCGGGAGCUCCAGGGAUCCCCGCGGCGUAGAUCUGCAUUGCAGCGACUGGCUGGAUCGAUCUAGGCCAGGACGCGAGCUCCAUUCCAGGGCGAUCCAUAAUCUGACCAGGCAAGGGUUUUAGGAAUGAAAGGGAGGGCGAGCUCCUCCUUCAGCGUUUCCGGGAAAUGGAUGCUCGUCCUGUGCGUCGGGAGCUUCUGCGUGGGGAUGCUCUUCACAAACAGAAUGUGGAAUUCUCCCGAGGAUCUCGAUGUGACCAGGCCGCAAACGUCACAGCGCCUCCAGAUUGUCUCGGAAGAUCACUGCGAUCCAAAACCUAAGCCUGUGAACAGCGAAGAAUCUCCAAGGGAGAUUUUAAAUCAAGUAUCAAAAACUCAUGACGCUGUCUGGAACUUGGAUAAAACUAUGUCAGCGUUAGAAAUGGAGCUAGCUGCUGCUCGAGCUUUAACUCAGCAAUCCACGAGCUCUCCCGGCCUUGGAGCCCCGACGGGAGAUUCAACUUCUGAGAAUCAUCAGAGACAAAAGGCCUUCGUGGUGAUCGGCAUAAACACGGCUUUCAGCAGCCGGAAGCGUCGUGACUCUGUUAGAGAAACAUGGAUGCCACAGGGCGAGGCUCUCAAGAGGCUAGAAGAAAAGGGAAUUAUUGUAAGAUUUGUGAUAGGUCAUAGUGCUACUCCAGGCGGGAUAUUAGAUCAGGCAAUCGACUCGGAAGAAGCUCAGCAUGGAGAUUUUCUAAGACUGGAUCACGUCGAAGGCUAUCUCGAGCUUUCUGCGAAGACUAAAAUUUAUUUCUCGACUGCUGUCGCUAAAUGGGACGCUGAGUAUUACGUCAAAGUAGACGAUGACGUACAUGUGAACAUAGGUAUGCUUGUGACAACGUUGGCUCGCCUAAAAUCCAAGCCACGAGUUUAUAUCGGGUGUAUGAAAUCAGGACCGGUUUUGGCGCAGAAGGGAGUGAAGUAUCACGAGCCGGAAUAUUGGAAGUUUGGAGAAGAUGGCAAUAGGUACUUUCGUCACGCAACUGGUCAGCUAUAUGCGAUUUCCAAGGAUCUGGCGACAUAUAUCUCCAUUAACCAGCAUAUUUUGCAUCAGUAUGCAAACGAGGACGUAUCUCUAGGAGCUUGGUUCAUUGGACUGGACGUGAAUCACAUCGACGAGCGUAGCUUUUGCUGUGGAACACCUCCAGAUUGCGAGUGGCAAGCCGAGGCAGGCAACGUGUGUGUAGCCUCGUUCGAUUGGCCUUGCAGCGGCAUUUGCAAAUCCGUGGAGAGAAUGAAGACAGUUCACAAGCGAUGCGGGGAGGGCAAUGGUGCGAUCUGGAGCGCAAAGUUUUGAUUGCGUUUUACAUCCGGGGUUUUGCAAAGUUUUGUCGCAGGAAGAUAGAAUUGAUAGGGAGGAGGAGGAAACAGCUAACACAAACCAAUUCUUUUGUGCGUUCUUGUUGUAAUAUAAUUCUGUUGUAUUCAUUUA